Molecule: messenger RNA, 1233 nt
Organism: Vicia faba (fava bean)
Lineage: Eukaryota; Viridiplantae; Streptophyta; Magnoliopsida; Fabales; Fabaceae
Source: the annotation of a GenBank genome assembly
AUGGACAUGAAUUCGGGUUCGGAUCCCACGCGCCCGCUUUUGUCCAAAAAUGACCGGAACUCCACCGAACACGACGGUCGGAGAACCCGAAUCUCUCGCCGGAACUCCGUUAACUCUCUUAGAUCCGCUUUCAUGUCCAUGCUUCCUGAUAAGAUCCGUCCUAGCCUUGACUCUGAGGCUCCCUUUGACAUUGAUCUCUCCAAAGGCACCGGCUUAAGCCAAGGAGAGAAAGAUUACUAUGAAAAACAAAUAGCUACUUUGAAAUCAUUUGAGGAAGUUGAUGCGGUGGUGGAAUCUGACGGCAUUGUUGAGGAUGAUAAAGAGGAACUGGCUCAACAAGAAAGAGCAAUGAAGAUUUCAAAUUAUGCAAAUAUAGUUUUGUUGAUAUUGAAGAUUUAUGCGACGGUAAGGAGUGGGUCAAUAGCUAUUGCUGCAUCAACUUUGGAUUCUCUGCUUGAUCUAAUGUCUGGUGGUAUCCUUUGGUACACUCACUUAGCAAUGAAGAACAUAAAUAUCUAUCAGUAUCCCAUUGGAAAGCUGAGAGUUCAGCCAGUAGGGAUAAUUGUUUUUGCUGCUAUCAUGGCCACACUUGGUUUUCAGGUGCUAGUUACGGCGGUACAACAACUAAUAGAAAACAGUCCUGGCGAAAAGAUGACGGGGGAUCAACUAUUAUGGUUGUACUCUAUCAUGAUAUUUGCAACUGUGGUGAAGCUUAUACUUUGGCUUUACUGCAGAAGCUCAGGUAACCAGAUUGUCCGUACCUACGCAGAUGAUCACCACUUUGAUGUGGUAACAAAUGUAGUUGGAUUAGUUGCGGCUAUUCUCGGUGAUAAAUUUUAUUGGUGGAUUGAUCCGGUUGGAGCUAUUUUACUUGCAAUUUACACUAUUACCAAUUGGUCUCGUACUGUCAUGGAAAAUGCAGUUUCACUGGUGGGACAAUCUGCGUCUCCUGAAUUUUUGCAGAAGCUAACUUAUCUCGUUAUAAGGCACCCUGGAAUUAAACGUGUUGACACUGUCCGGGCAUAUACAUUUGGCGUUUUAUAUUUUGUGGAGGUAGACAUUGAACUCCCAGAAGAUUUACCCUUAAAAGAAUCACAUGCCAUUGGGGAGUCUCUACAGAUAAACCUUGAGAAACUUCCAGAAGUUGAGCGAGCAUUUGUUCAUCUGGACUUUGAGUGUGAUCACAAACCAGAGCACUCAAUUCUCAGUAAACUGCCCAACAAUCAGCCUUAA